AUGUCGGGUAAAUCAUUGAUGAAUAAUACAAACAACAUUGGACCAAGUAUGCUACCUUGUGGUACACCAGAUGUUACUGAGGACCAACCUGAAGCAACACAAUCAACGACAACUCUUUGGGUCCGACCAGUUAAGUAGUUAGUGAACCAAUUUAGCAUGUUUGAAUGUACACCGAAUUGCCUGAGUUUUGCCAAGAUUAAACCGUGAUCGACAGAGUCAAAAGCUUUGGCAAAAUCCAAGUAGACAAUGUCUGUUUGAAUAUUACUGUCAAGGUUUUCUCCAAUCUUAUGUAAAACUUGCAGCAGUUGUGUAGUGCAUGAUCGAUUGCGUAGGAAACCGUGUUGUCCUAAGGAGAUAGAUAAUUACACCAGCACAGCAGAUUUCAUGAUUAUUAGAUUACACUGAUAUGGAAGGAACUAGACUCAGUUCCGAAAUAUCGCAUACUCGAACCGUCCUGACCGCGUAGCUCAGUUGGAAGAGCAUUGGGCUAGUAUUCCAAAGGUCGUAGGUUCGAAUCCCGCCGUGGCCAGGCAUAUUUUUCAAGCCUGCCCGGUGUGGAUAUACACUCAGAGUAACAUCACACAAACAUCUUAUUCACCUGAGUAGAUGACACCAGCACAGCAGAUUUCAUAGUAAGAGUCGAUUAAAUACAGAUAUUCGAAUAAAUAUUUAAAAUAUUGGUUAUAACCCCAUGGUGCCCGUUGCUUUUAUAUACUUAAGCCUUUGUAAACAAACAGUUACAGCUAGUAAUAAUACAACAUUUUCAACAAAUUCUAUAAAUGCGAUAAAAUCUGCCUACGCAAAUUUGGCAAUGGCCAAUGUGCCAUUGUUGAAUUGCAUCCAAACUCUUACAAUUUAUGCAUUUGAAAUCGCCAUACAAUGGUAAAAUCUAAAUAAAAUAUUUUGUACGUGCUAUGUUAUCAAAAUGUAAAUCAUGAAUGCGCACAUAUUUGUAUUUGAGUCUUAUUAUGAUUAGUCACAAAACUUGUAUAAAAAAUUAUAUAUUGUAUUGUUUAUUACAACGGAAAGAUAGAACGCUGAAGAAUUUGACACGUACUGCUCUACUUCCCUCUAGUUUUAUUUUUAGACGGUAGAUACUGAUCAUAUAGACUAGUUGUCGUUCGGCAUUAUAAUAUUACACUGUAUGCAUAUUUGUUGAUUUACCGUUGAAAAUAUUCUGCUCUUUUCAAAUCUUUUCAUGUUAGCGACCAACCAAUCACAACUCAUUUCCCUGUGAAUUAGCCAAUCAGUUUUGUCGACCGCCAGGCGGUCGACUUACAUGCACUUUUGACAACAUUUUCGUCAGACCUACGUUUCGCCCUUCGUCGACCCGCGAAUUUUAGGGCGUGCGAAACGUAGGUCUGUUAUCAGGCUAGUAAUAUAUUAAGACCUUUACAUUUUUCCUCUUGCGCUUCCACAAUGGAGGAAAUGCCGUUUCAGAAUCCGAAAAUGCAAUUAUUUUAAUUAAUUAACUGGGGAGUAUACCUCCGGCUGUCCAAAAAUUGAGCUUCGCAAAUUAUGAAGUUGUCCCCGUCUUCCCCCCCCCAAAAAAAAAAAAUCCUGCCGGCGUCACUGCUUACAUGAUCAUCAAGUACCAUCAAAUAUAAUACCAAUAAAUAUCGAUAAAAUCUCAUUCUUCAAAAUUCGGCUAAAUAAUUCCAGUUGGAAGUUGUGAUCUUUUUAUUGUGUAACACUCACUUGGAACAUGUUUAUAUUUCCUCAAGAUAAAUCUCUUCUUACUUUUUUUGAAUGCGUGGAUGACAAGCUAAACUCAACUACAAAAUUGUAUUAGCCUAAAUAUAGCCUAGAUAUAUAUUUAAAUAGUGUUCUAUUUCUGAACACUAGUAUUCUGUCUAGCACAAUUUUGUAGGCAUAGGGAAAUGUUAGUCAGCGGGACUCAAUUGAGUCAAUUCCAUGCAUGUUACCUCGUUUCUAUACUCGGUAGCGAAAGUGUGCAUGUCUAUUUUGCAUACCAGGAUUCCUCGUUAUAUAUAAUUAUAUAAAUGCUUAUAAAUUGGUUCGUUUUGUAUUCUGAAUUUGCCUUCAACAAAAUAUCUAAAAUCUUCUGUUUCAGAUUUGGUGUGACAUGAAAACAGAUGGAGGGGGUUGGAUAUUGAUUGGCCGUAAAAACAGUUCAGUCACGUGGACAGUACCAUCAAAUAGCAAUCCCGUUGAACCAUUCGGUGAACCUCAUUGGUCCAGUUCGCUUGGCGAUGCCCCGAUACUCGACUUUCGUGUUCAAAUGGCAACACAAGAAGAUUUCGGAGCAACAAGAGCACAUUGGUAAGAAUGGCAGUCAUUGCUAAUUAGAGUUUUUGUUCAGUACUAUACGCAGUGCAUUACAAACAUAAAUUUUUAAUUAGCAUACAGUAGUUUAAAUGCGUGAAUCAUAUUUGAGACCUAGGAAACAUUUUCGGUGUUUUAAAAUCAGUGUGAAACGAUCCCGAAGAGCGAUUUUACCCUAAGUUAUUUCGGGUUGUUCCAAAGAACCACAAGUUUUUCUGUAACUGUAGAGAAAAAGGAAAACCUACUUCUAUUUCUUUUAUGACAUAACUGAAGGAGCAUCAAGUUCUCCAAUAAAACAGCAGCCUCAAACUGAGAAUUUUCUUUUACUUUCUGGUUCCUUGAUUUGGAUGUAAAAAAUGGUGUUUUCAUAAAUUUUUUCGAUUACAGUGCGUGUUAAGUUGUUUGUUUUGUUUACGUUUUAAAAUCAAUGCUGCGAGACGUGAAUUUUUCCAAAGGUCGUCUAGAUUCGAUUCCCGCCGUGACCAGGCAUAUUUUUCAAGCUUGCCCGGUGUGGAUAUACACUCAGAGUAACAUCACAAACAUCAUAUUCACCUGAGUACAUUACACCAACGCAGAAAAAAUCAUGUUUCCAGGCAGUUGUAGAAAAACGUUUCUCAACCAAUCCACGCUCGCGUACUAUAAAUGUUAUAUGGUAGAUAAUAAUGUAAGCAUCAAACAUACAUUUUUCUAUUCAUAAGGGAGAUAAUAGUCGUGUAAUACUGACAGUGUAAUGUCUUGACAAUAUUAUUAUAUAGGUUUUUCAGAUUACACAAUAAACGUCCUUUAAAGAAUCUUUUGGUCGUGAAUGAAGGAGGAUGUGGACGAUUAUCACCAGGAAUUGGAGAUGUAUCUUACGUUAAAGACCUACAGACUGGAAAAAUAGUUACAACAAAAUUUCGCUGUUCACACUUCGGCACUUACUAUCCUAAAUCAUCAAAAUAUGGUUGGGUCAGUAUUUCAAGAUUAUUUUACUUUUAGCAAAUGAAUGAAUAAAUCUCUGCAUUACAAAAUCAUUAAUUUGUUUGAAAUAAGUCGUUAAUUUAUUUCAGAUAGCUUUUGAAUUGUUGUUGAUGCGUAUCAAAAUUAUAUAAAAAUAAAUUGCAUUUUUUAGGACAUGAUGAACUUUUGUUUGGAAAAGCCCUGUCCACUUGGCUUUGCUUUCCACCACAAAUAUUCCGAUCAAAUUGACUACUCAGGAGCAUUUAGGUAAACAUUACAAUAAUUCCUUCAGACAAGCAAAUGAGCAGGUAUUAAUUAACUAAACGUAAAUCAAAAUGAUUUUGGAAACAAGGAAAUAAGUAAAAUACUGCAUAUUAAAUAAGAAAAUUUUUUUCUACAGUUAUAGCACGUCUUCAAGUACCUCCGGAUUCACCCAUGAUUCAACCUCAUUUGUUGGCUGUGAUAAUCGUAAAG
This is a messenger RNA of Paramuricea clavata, 3699 nucleotides long. The record is from the annotation of a GenBank genome assembly. Lineage: Eukaryota; Metazoa; Cnidaria; Anthozoa; Malacalcyonacea; Plexauridae.